Messenger RNA from Verticillium alfalfae VaMs.102, 811 nucleotides. RefSeq lists its product as hypothetical. The record is from RefSeq and is a predicted model, not a curated record. The transcript has a single exon. NCBI's taxonomy places the organism in Eukaryota, Fungi, Ascomycota, Sordariomycetes, Glomerellales, Plectosphaerellaceae. The coding region runs from base 119 to 307 and encodes 62 amino acids.
AACCUACGAUCCACGGCCGGCAGCUUGGCAAUCGGGGCAGUAUGAAUCCUUCUCAUCCUUAACCUCGUUGUAGUUGGGGCAGCUCUCAACCGGCUGGUUCGACUGGUUCGCGCGAGCGAUGGCGCUCCUGAAAGAGGCGCAAGAUGUCUCGGCAGGAGGGUACGAGGGUGAGCUGUGGUUGCACCUGAAGACGGUAAAGAUCUUGGAACACAUUUUGGCUCAAGGUGAUGACCGGUGGAUGUCGGUGACUAGGUCGAGGGCGCGUCUAAUGGAACAGGGUACUUUAAGAGAGACGUUGAGGAGAUAAGAUGUGAGGUUUGGUCUUCGUGCUGUGUAAAGCUGAAGACUGGUGACUUGAAAAGAAUCUCGAAAGGUGCCAGGGUGCUCAGCGGUGAUGAUGAUGUAGGAGCUGCUUGGAGUCGAAGGAUUUCUUUUUUUCGCAGAGGCGAUGUCUUUGGGCCUUUAUAUGACUCUGUGACACGACAGCCAGACAUUGGCUAUUGACUUGAGAGUGAACGUAUAAUGGUGCGAGCUGACUUGUUUGCCAUCGUCAAUCCUUUCCAACCAUGCAAGUGCAAUAGGGCGAAAUGAUUUCACCGACGGGGCCGAAUGGAAGUCUAGAUGAUGACGGUUGGUUGCUUGCACUCCCGCAGUGGUGAUGUUGGAGGUGCUAACUGGGUGGUAUGUUGGUUCAUUGAGGACCCGGUAUCACAGCCGCAGGGAGAUGUGUGCGAGCUGGCGGUGGAGUGAAAUAUGGCAAAGUCGGGCGCAGGUCAGAAGACAGAGGACUUGUACCUCUCUCGGUCGAGGU